This is a messenger RNA of Gastrolobium bilobum, 719 nucleotides long. Its product is annotated as pathogen-associated molecular patterns-induced protein A70-like. The record is from RefSeq and is a predicted model, not a curated record. Bases 19 to 567 code for a protein of 182 amino acids. NCBI's taxonomy places the organism in Eukaryota, Viridiplantae, Streptophyta, Magnoliopsida, Fabales, Fabaceae. The transcript has a single exon.
GCAGCUUCAGUUUACGCUAUGAUAGCGAACUUGUUAACACCCUCUGCUAUAUUCAUCUUCGUCAACAUCGUCAUCGGCACCAUAGCUAUCACUUCUCGUUUCGCCAACACCACAAAAACGAAACGCGACUCGCCCACCCAACUCGUCCGUUCUUCCUCCUUGUUAGACCGAGUCAUGUCCUUCAAUCUCGGUUACUGUAAACACGAACCCACGACAACAACGGAAACCCACUGCGUUGUCGACUCGCCCCGGAGGGAAGAAGCUCCGAGUCCGGAUUCGGGUGACCCGACCCGGAAACAUAUGACCCGCCCUCCCUCGCUCCUUGAGCGGCUGAAGUCCGUGAAGCUAUAUAGAUCGGAGUCGAUAAAAACAGAGGAGAGACCCGAACCCGGAUCCGGAUCCGAACCAGAAUCUGGAUCCGAACCCGAGAUUAUGGGUAGUGAGGAUUCGGUGGAUGAAGGGGUGGAUGCGAAGGCUGAUGAUUUUAUCAACAGGUUUAAGCAGCAACUGAGGUUGCAGAGGCUUGACUCCAUUCUACGUUACAGAGAAAUGCUCAAACGAGACUGAGAACGAGAGAAGAGAUGAAGAACCCUUUGGAUUCAUCAUUAUUUGAAUGAUCUAUGGGUAACUGAGAAGGAUGGAGAGAACGUUUGGCAUAGUAUAUGGACACAAGAAUUGGCCUAGUUUGUUGUUUAUAAUUUGCAUGGUUGAGAUGUUAA